Molecule: messenger RNA, 1576 nt
Organism: Oppiella nova
Lineage: Eukaryota; Metazoa; Arthropoda; Arachnida; Sarcoptiformes; Oppiidae
Source: the annotation of a GenBank genome assembly
UAGUGUUGACUGAAUGACAGAUCACUGCAACCAUGGCUUCAAUCGGACACUGAAUUGAUUGUCAUUUCUUUGCGGAAGACUUUACGGACAAACAGACGGACAGACACUGCGGACAGACGUCUCGGUCGAGACCACACGCGACGAGUGCACCGCCGAAGCCAUCCAUAAAUAUGAUACACAACAACGAAGUGAUUUCCAUCGAAGAGGAUCUCCUGAACUGUCGCCAAAUGAUCCGUCGGUUUACGUUCAAUAACCGCAAUAACAACCUCCGCAUCGGUGUCCUAACCAUCGGCGCCUCACUGGUGUCCUGCGAACUCGACGCCCACCAGAUCAUUGUCAACCAUCACCCCAACGGGUCCAACAACAGCCACAGUCCGGCCCACGAGUCGGCCCUCAGUCGCACCAAUUGGAUCAGUCAUGUGAGAGGACCCGACACACUGUCCCUCACGGCCGGCCUCUCAUCAUCGCAGUCGCAGUCCGUUGUCUAUCAGUUGACUCAAGAGAAUCAGUUGAUAGUCACCGGAAGGUUCAAAUCGCAGCAACAGCUCCUCAAUCCAUACUUCUUUAAUUUGAAUUGCGCCACAAGUAAGACAUCACUGGACGGCCACUACCUUCAGGUGCGCUCGUCGGACGCCACGGCUCUCAUCCGACAGCAAAUCACGUCAAAUAAUUGCGGCGCCGAUAAUGAGAUCAAUUUCGUGACGGCCAACGCCUGUGCAAUACCGGUGCGCACCGGCGAUGACCAAAACGAGUUGGACUUCGACGCCGUGUAUUGUCUGCAGAGCGCCAACGCCUCCGACAUUCAACUGAUGGCAACGUUGCGCUUCCAGAGCCGCUCCGUCGAAGUGAUCGUCCAGAGCAACGGUGGCGCCGGUAGUGCCGGUCAGACCACUCAGACCCAGAAUCCAUUGACUUUGAAACUGAGGGUCCGCAUAGCGAACGGCGCCGUCUGUAUAAUGCCGGCGCUCAUGAAUGAAUUCAAGUGUAUUUACAAAUUCAUUUGGUGACCAUUUUGUGGAUCAGAUGACCGGUAGUACUAAGCGGUAGCCAAUCAGCUGUUGGCACUAAUUGGUAGUCAUCUGCGGUGACUAUUUGGUGAUCAAUUGGUGCGCCCAUUGAGUGGUGAUUUGUUUGUUGUUUGUUUUGGUGACCAAUGGGUGGUCUCUACUGUAGCGACCAUUUGGUGAUCAUUUCUUGUCAUUAAAUAUUUUGAUAGAUAUCUGUGUUUAAAACACAUUAAACUAAAAGUUUGUUAAAUAUAUUUAAAUAUAAGAAAUUAUAUCUAAAACUAAUUUUUCAAUUUUAAAUUGAGUCUAAGUUUAGGCCCUUUUUGUGAAUUAUCUUUUUUGGACAGCAAUUGUUUUGUAUGAAUGCUUGAAAUUGUUGUUUAAAUAAUGAAAUUAAUUGAUUGUUUUGUAUGUAAUAAUGAUUUUGUGUUUAUUUUGAUUAUUUAAAGAUAUUUAUGAAACUCAACGAACUGUUGAAACGCUGUUGAAAUGAUAAUGUAACAAAAAUUAACUCCAUUUCCCCACUCAUACUCCAUUAUAGCAUUAUUUACCACUGAAUUGUGAAUUCA